Musa acuminata AAA Group (dessert banana) is the source of this 1221-nucleotide messenger RNA. Its product is annotated as proline-rich receptor-like protein kinase PERK1. NCBI's taxonomy places the organism in Eukaryota, Viridiplantae, Streptophyta, Magnoliopsida, Zingiberales, Musaceae. Gene Ontology annotation, molecular function: protein kinase activity; ATP binding. The record is from RefSeq and is a predicted model, not a curated record. Gene Ontology annotation, biological process: protein phosphorylation. Bases 1 to 1221 code for a protein of 406 amino acids. The transcript is spliced from 8 exons.
AUGAACAAGAAAAAGAAUCAAAGAUAUCUGCUUGGAUAUGACACCGCCGCAGGAGAGGAUCGUGGCACACAGAGGCCACCAAACUCGAGUCAAGGAUCCGAACAUCCAUCAACUCCGCAGCAGCUCACCAUCCAAGCUGGUUUCAGCUAUGAAGAACUGGCAGUCGCCACGAAUUUCUUCUCCGAUGCCGAUUUCCUCGGGGAAGGUGGCUUCGGGUGCGUGUACAAGGGGAUACUUAGGAAUGGCCAAGAAGUUGCCGUCAAGCAAUUAAAGCCAGAUAGCAGACAGGGAGACCAUGAGUUCCAGGCAGAAGUCCAGAUAAUUAGUCGUCUGCAUCACAAGCACCUCGUUUCUUUGAAGGGUUGCUGCAUUUCCGGCGCCAAGAGGCUACUGGUGUUUGAAUAUGUUCCUAAUAACACUCUAGAGUUCCAUCUGCACGGAAGAGGUCAACCACCCAUGGAUUGGCCGACAAGACUAAGAGUUGCUUUGGGAUCAGCAAGAGGACUGACAUAUUUGCAUGAGGACUGCCAACCCAAAAUAAUCCAUCGUGACAUCAAAGCAGCAAAUAUACUUCUCGAUCAUAACUUUGAAGCAAAGGUUGCAGAUUUCGGGCUGGCAAAGUUUUUCUUGGAUACCAAAACCCAUAUUUCAACUCGCGUGAUUGGAACAUUUGGGUAUCUGGCGCCGGAAUACGCUUCUACUGGCAGAUUAACUGAUAAGUCUGAUGUUUUCUCCUUUGGAGUGCUGCUGCUGGAGCUGAUCACAGGAAGACCGCCAAUUUUUUUGAUUCGGUCGAUCGAAGAAAGCUUAGUUGAUUGGGCAAGACCUUUGUUGACUCAAGCAUUGAACGAUGGCGAGUAUGACGCCUUUCUUGAUCUGAGGCUGAGGAAGAAGUAUGCUCACAAUGAGAUGGGUCGAAUGGUGGCUUGUGCUGCCGUUUGUGUGCGCCACUCAGCGCGACGUCGGCCGCGAAUGAGUCAGAUCGUUCGUGCUUUAGAAGGACUUGUAUCAAUUGAGGAUCUCAGUGAAGGAGCAACACCUGGCCAUAGCACUCUUUACAGUUAUGGCCAGCAGCACUAUAUGGACAUGAGAAGACCAAAGAACACUUUGACAAGUCACUACAAUGCUGACAGCGAGUACAGUGCAACCACCACUAGCGAGUAUGAUAUGUACUCAUCUGGCACAGCCAGUGAAGGCCGAGAGAAAGGUAGCUCAACUUAG